GAGGGAAGGCUCAGCGCAGUCGCCAUGGGGGUAGAAGGAUGCACCAAAUGCAUUAAAUAUCUGCUCUUUAUCUUCAACUUCAUCUUCUGGCUGGCCGGAGGUGUGAUUCUUGGGGUAGCACUGUGGCUUCGACAUGACCCCCAAACAUCCAACCUACUUUUCCAGCAAUUUGAGGACAAGCAAGCACCAGGGACUUUCUACAUUGGUGUCUAUAUCAUUAUAGCAGUUGGCGCUGUCAUGAUGUUUGUGGGAUUCCUGGGAUGUUAUGGGGCCAUUCAGGAAUCUCAGUGUCUUCUGGGAACGUUCUUUGCUUGCCUGGUGAUCCUCUUCGCCUGUGAGGUGGCAGCUGGAAUAUGGGGCUUUGUGAACAGGGAUCAGGUGUCAAAGGAAAUGCGACUUUUCUACAGUGAAGUGUAUCAACAUGCAACCACCGGUACUAAGGAACAGCAACAAAAGGCUCUCCCUGUGCUCAAGGCCUUCCAUGAGACACUGCAGUGCUGUGGUGACUCCAGUUCUAAAUUAUCCUUCUUGAACCUUAGCGAAGUGUGUCCGAAACGUGACAAUAUACUAGAGCAAUUCACCAUAGAGGACUGCCACCAAAAAAUGGAUGCUCUGUUCUCAACCAAGCUCUAUCUGGUUGGCAUCGCUGCUGUCGUUGUGGCCGUUAUCAUGAUCAUCGAGAUGAUACUCAGUAUGGUCCUGUGCUGUGGCAUCCGAAUUUAUUCAGUAUACUAAGCAAUGCCUUUAUUCUCCUGUGUAUAUAACUCCCUCAAACCCUCCCACGACUCCCUUUUUGUUUUUUCUAAAUAUUCUGCCCUCUUGGUGAUCGAGUCAAUGUCCAGCCGGUGCAGUGAAUUCCUUGCUCGGACUUUCUCUAUGUUUUUAUGAGCAGUGCUCUAGAUAUUUCUUCAGCACGACACUCAGGAAUUCGGGUGCCCUCGAAUGUAUAUGGCCUGCUUGUAGGGCUCUGACUUCCAGUUUACAGCGUCUGCGCUCAGAAGGACGCGUCAUCUUGUGUUUGCCACACAAUGAGAUCCUAAAGAGUUGGGCAGCUGAAUUUAGCCUUGUGGUAAAACUAAGCGUGUGCGCGUCCAGCUGCUCUUUACGAUCUCAUUGCUGUAGAGUCAUGAUCUCUCCUGUUUCACGUGUAAAAGAUGUUGUGUUUGUACCGUUUGGGAGAGGAGUAAAUCCAUAUUCCUUGCACAAUGGCCCCUUUUCCUACACUCCAUCAUUACAUAGUAAAUAUAUAUAAAUAUCAACAUGUAAAAAGAUUCUGAUUAAAAUCCUUUGGGGGCUUUUUCCCUACUCCAAAGUCUGAUUCAUUUAUUUAUGGGGUGAGGGUAUGGGGAUGAUGGGAAUUUUACAAUGUGGAUGUGAAUUAAUUCCCCCAGGCAAAUUGUGAGUUGAAAACAGACAAAAAUAAUCAAGAAAAUAAAACUUUUCGUCUGUAUUUGACAUUUUGGUCCCCCGACAUCACUCGCCACCUAAGGUAAUCAAAAAAAGAAAAAUUUUGAAUAUUUGUAAAAAAUUUUGCAUCCAAUCCUUUUUAAGAAGGAAGUAUAUUUAUACAUACAUCUAUCUCUGGGUUUUUAUUACAUAUUCAUUGUAUGCUUUGUAUUUUGUAUGUAGUUUACGUUUUUAAUAUUAAUACUAGUUCGUUUUAUGUGUAUGUUUUCUUAAAUGGUUUUUUGUUAUAAUGGUAAGAUUUCGGGAUGUUGUAAAGACUUGCAAGAUAGGAAAAUGUGGACUCUGUAACAUAAGUGAUACGACAGUGCCAUCUUCUGGGGGUUACACAAAAGGACUUUUGCCUUAAAGACAAAGAACUCUUUUCUCAUUGGUUCAAAGUUCAUCAAAGGAAUUCUUCAGGAAAAUUUGUAUAAAUGGACUGCUCUCAAACAGCAGUGCAGCUCAUCUUGACUUCUGAUACCAUCAAGAACCUGAACAUCCAGAGCUCACAUAUAAACGCCGGGAAAACAACUAUUCACCAGAGGAAAAGGAAAGGUAUUAAAUUACCACUACUGGGGAAAGAAAUAGAUUGUCUUUUAAAGCAUUUUUGUUUGUAGUUUUUAAGAACUGUUAUAUACAAGUCAUACUCUCUGUCUUGCAUUGCUUGAAUAAAUCCUUCCAUUGCUAAGCCUAAA
Molecule: messenger RNA, 2141 nt
Organism: Xenopus laevis (African clawed frog)
Lineage: Eukaryota; Metazoa; Chordata; Amphibia; Anura; Pipidae
Gene: cd81.L
Product: CD81 protein L homeolog
Cellular component (GO): basolateral plasma membrane; membrane; plasma membrane
Source: RefSeq, marked provisional